GGUUGGAAAGAACCAGCAGUGUCUCGGUCCUCCGUGGCAGGAGUUGGACACCCCCGAUGCACAGUAUGUGGACGCCGAGUCGGAAUGGAACAAGAAAAUGUUGUUGAUCACGAAGAGGAUGAAGACGAGUAUGAUGAUGAAGAUAGUUUGUCAGAAGAAGAUUUGGAGGCCACAGUCCAAACCAUCAACGAGCGCGAGAAAAGAGCACAAACUCUUUCUUCCGGGUUUGAACUUCCGGUCACCGUGGAUGACUUUUUACGCAGUUUUCUCAGCGAAAUGGGGAUGACUGCAACCCUCGACUGUUUUCAAGCGGAGUGGACGGAGGCGGUGCACAGGCGCCUGGUGGACCCCAAGCAGGUGGACGUGAUUCCGGAUAUUUACCCGCACAUCCAGCGUCUGCACAACGAGUUAAAGCACGCACUGCGGGAGAGAGAAGAGUACCGGGGGUCUGCUUCCGCCUCGGCAGAGACGCUGGCGAGGGCGCAGAAGGCCCUGGGCGACCAGCGGAUGAAGCUCAAGCGUGCAGAGCAGGAGAAGAGCAGACUGGUCGAGGAGACCAAGAGGCUGAUGGCUCAGUGCAGCGCCUGCGAACCCGAAGUCAGGAAAAUGGACGGGAAAUACCAGGCCCUUGUGCAGCAGACCGUGAAGGUGGCUUUGGAGAGGAACAAGGUUCUGAUGCAGGCCAAGCCGGCUCAAAGUCAAUCAUCUUCCCCUAUUCGGUGCAGGACUUGCAGGGAGAUGAGGCGAGGGAACCCGAAUGGUCCAUAACCACUUCCCAUCAAUAUAAUAAUGCUUUAUUGUAUUAUGGAACAUAAUCCCAAUAAAUUUGCUGU
Doryrhamphus excisus (bluestripe pipefish) is the source of this 833-nucleotide messenger RNA. RefSeq names its product sperm-associated antigen 16 protein-like. The record is from RefSeq and is a predicted model, not a curated record. Lineage: Eukaryota; Metazoa; Chordata; Actinopteri; Syngnathiformes; Syngnathidae.